Chara braunii is the source of this 1981-nucleotide messenger RNA. The record is from the annotation of a GenBank genome assembly. NCBI's taxonomy places the organism in Eukaryota, Viridiplantae, Streptophyta, Charophyceae, Charales, Characeae.
CGGAUUUGGUCCACCAGGCGAUGAGAGCGAUCAUCCUACAACACCCGCCUGAGCCAGAUGCGGCCAGACCAAAAUUAAUGAAUUUAAAAUUUGAGCUGGCGAGAGAAGCGGAGGAGAGGUUCGAACCCACGUUAGCGAUGAAAUUGGAGGAUGGAGAAUUGUACAACGUUGAGUUUGUUUACAAAAACACUCCCUGGUGUAAGAGAUGCCGAUGGUGGUACCACACGGAUACGGAUGGUUGUCCAAGGGCAGAUGAAGAGGAGGAGGAAGAGGCGAACAAAAGAACGGGAGGAAGUGAGAGGAACCGUAACCAAAGAUGGAAUCAAGGGGAAAUUGUAUUUCAAAGAGCAGUAAGGGAUGCAGCGAGGGAUGUCGCAACCAGACAAGAGGAAGGUGGUCUGAAUGGUGUUGGUUUGAGAAGAACGGAUAAUCACCCUGACCCGGUAGGCUCGACAUCUCAGGGGAGAAACGCCGGUACAGACAGCAGAGGGCUGUCAGUCCCUUGUGCAGCAAUCCCUACCAACGGAGAAGGAAUGGGUGGGGGAGCAGUACCCGGCACGGGAUUAGGCAGGCCUGGGGGGACGGAGGUAGGGGGUGUUUCGGGAGCAACGAUGGCGUGGAUGCAGUACCCAGGUCAAGGCGACCCCUACUUACGUAAUCUCCAACAGAACCCCAUGUUGCAGCAACCUCAAAUGGGUUAUAACCCAUACGGCUAUUGGUCGGGACCUGGCUUUCUUGGGAUGCAGAUGAUGUCCUCUCAACUCCCAUAUCAGGCGCAGUUGCCGGGAGGAGAGACCGCCGGGGUAGCGAUGAGACAGGCUGGUGGUCUACCGGGACAAUACCAACAGACGGAGAUGGGGGCAGUCAAAGAAGUGGAGGUUGACCAGCAAGGCAAUCAGGGCUAUGGAAGUGGACGGCCGAGCUCUUCUCAACGGUCGAGUGCAGCUUCAGGGCAUGGUGGAGGCGCAGUAGUGGAACGAGAGUACCAGAUCCCAGAAGGAGUCUCGACCAGGGGGGCAGAUGAUCAAGAGUAUGACGAAAAGUUUAUUCUUCCGUUGGUAUGCACCAUGUUGGGGCAGAAAGCUUUUGUUCUUGGCCUUAUACAUAGGAAUGGUCAAACCAUUCUGCCAGCAGACCCAAUCUGCGGAAUUCCGGGACCCGAGUUAAUGGAAGCACGAGUGAAACAGUUAUAUGCAGACAGAUUCUGUUUUCGUCUUUUUCCGGAGGACAUGGUUUCGAAAAUCACGAUUGACACACCAGCGGGCAAGCGAAUCAAAUUUUUUAUUGUGUUAAUUGAUGCAAGGAUCCCAGUACCGCAUUGGGCAGGCCUCCCGUCGGUGGGCCUCACGUGCAUUUCAUUACGAGUACUGCUGGAAGAAAACUCUGUUGAACUGUCCAGUGUGCUGGUGGAACCAGGGGUAGCAACAGAUUUUCUGAAAGCUCUCAAUGAAAAGAUGCCAUUGGAUAAGAAUCUGGAAUUAGGGUACAUUCAGGAAGUACUGCAGGAAAAGUGGCAGAGUGAAUCUCCAUUACAGGGGGAAGUGCAAAGAGAAAGGGUUAUCACUGAGCGUAUCCAUGACGCCAACGCUCCAGGAAGUCAUAAUGGUCAGGAUUAAAGUGGCGGCGUGGAACGUUAAGGGGUUAGGGGACACAGGGGGAAAGCAGAAAGGGAGGAGGCUCAAGUCAUGGAUGCACGAGAAAUAGGUGGACAUCAUGGUCUUGCAAGAAACGAAGCUCUCGGAAGGGAAGUUGGCACAGCUAAGGGGUUGGUGGGACAGCCCCCAAUUAUGGUCGCCGGCGAGUGGAUCGAAAGGGGUACAACUAUCCUAGUGCACAUCAGAUUAGACGCAAAGCUCGUUGACUAUGACGCUGAUAUGUGGGGGAUGUGGGUGUGGCUUAAGCUGCGGUGCGAAGGGUUAGAGGUGGUGGUGGCCACGGUCUACGCUCCGAACGAAGCCAGGGAUAAAACUGAUUUUUUCAA